This is a messenger RNA of Aspergillus fischeri NRRL 181, 2031 nucleotides long. RefSeq names its product putative FAD monooxygenase. Gene Ontology annotation, molecular function: FAD binding. The record is from RefSeq and is a predicted model, not a curated record. The transcript is spliced from 4 exons. Lineage: Eukaryota; Fungi; Ascomycota; Eurotiomycetes; Eurotiales; Aspergillaceae. The coding region runs from base 1 to 2031 and encodes 676 amino acids.
AUGACGAAUUUGAACCAACCUGAGGAUCAUGUUGAUGUGCUCAUUGUCGGGGCUGGGCCAGCUGGCCUCAUGUUGGCAAACUGGAUGAGCCGAUUAGGAAUCAAGACUCGCAUUGUGGACAAGCGUAGCACAAAGGUGUUCAGUGGCCAAGCAGACGGACUCCAAUGCAGGACACUGGAGAUCUUUGAUUCCUUUGACUUUGCUCACAGGGCCUGGAGAGAAUCGAACCACAUGCUGGAAAUCUGCCUCUGGAACCCCGACAAAGACGGCGUCAUCCGUCGAUCUGAUCGUAUUCCAGAUACUAUCCCCGGCAUCAGUCGCUUCCAGCAAGUCGUGCUUCAUCAAGGCCGCAUUGAACGGUUCUUCCUUGACUCCAUCAAGGAGCACAGCAAUAUUACCGUGGAAAGAGGCGUGAUGCCCACUUCUUUUGAAUUCGAUGCUUCUAAAGCCACCGAUGUUGAUGGCUACCCCAUCACUGUCACCUUGCGCACCUUGACAGAGGAAGAGGCCACCCCGAAGCAGCAACAGGCUACGAACGGCGCUGCUGUUAGCGAUGGCUUGUUCCGAAGCAACCUCUCCCCAGAUGACACAGACGACAUGCUACGAGCAGCUGAGCUGGAUAGCCGUGCAAAUCAGACCCAAGUUGUCAAGGCUAAGUUCAUGGUUGGCUGUGACGGUGCCCACUCGUGGGUCAGACGCCAACUAGGGUUUAAGCUGGAAGGAGAUUCGACAGAUUACAUCUGGGGUGUGCUCGAUAUCAUUCCCAUUACCGAUUUUCCAGAUAUUCGAAUGCGUUGCGCGAUCCAUUCUGCGAGCGCGGGUACUGUGAUGGUCAUUCCUCGCGAGAACAAACUCGUUCGGCUAUACAUUCAGUUGCAGUCAACAGUCACUGGAGGUGGUAAAGCGGAUCGUUCGAAGAUCACACCGGAUAUGAUUCUCAAGUCCGCACAACGCAUUCUUCAUCCAUACAAGCUGGACUACUCGUACUGCGACUGGUGGACGGCGUAUCAGAUCGGUCAGCGGGUUGGAGACAAGUUUUCGCUAGAGGAACGUGUGUUCCUGGCUGGCGAUGCAGUGCAUACCCACUCACCAAAAGCUGGUCAGGGUAUGAACGUAAGCAUGCAGGACGCCUAUAACUUGGGCUGGAAGUUGGCCCAUGUGGUCAAAGGCUACAGCGAAAGCGCAAUCCUGAAGACUUACCAAUCCGAAAGGAGACGCAUCGCUCAAGACCUAAUUAACUUCGACUAUCGCUUUUCUCGCCUCUUCUCCGGACGUCCAGCCAAGGACGUCAUGGACGAGGAGGGGAUCAGCAUGGAAGAAUUCAAGAUGGCGUUCCAGAAAGGGAACAUGUUUGCAAGUGGCAUUGCUGUCGACUACGGCUCUAGCCUCCUCGUUGCAAAGGCGGGAGACUCCGGCGAACAAGGCGAUGGCACGGAUGUUGCAAGCAAAGACAAAAGCCUCCGGGUAGUCAGCAAGCAGCACCUGUCAACCGGAAUCUCGGUUGGUAUGAGAAUGCCGAGUUUCAAGGUGCUCAACCAAUCCGAUGCUCGGCCAUGGCAUCUCCAAGAACUGCUGAAGAGUAAUGGCCGCUGGCGGGUGAUCGUCUUUGCCGGUGAUCUUACCAACCCCGAGAAUUUCGACCGCUAUAGCCAGCUGGGAGAAAGGCUCAGCAGUCCGACUUCAUUCCUUCGCAGAUAUACGCCACCUGGGCAGCCGAUCGACAGCGUCAUCGAAGUCCUGACUGUCCAUGCCGGACCCCGCACAAGCAUUGAACUCUUAGACCUGCCCGAAAUAUUCCAUCCGUAUAGCGAGAAGCAAGGAUGGGAUUAUUGGAAGGUGUUUGUGGAUGAUCAAUCCUACCAUGAGGGUCAUGGAAAGGCGUACGAGAACUACGGUAUCGAUCCCAGACGCGGAGCGAGUGUUAUUGUCCGACCGGAUCAGUACGUCAGCUGGCUCGGUGAAGUGGAUGACUAUGAUGACAUGGAACGCUUCUUCUCUGCGUUUAUGAAGCUGCAGUCGCAGCUGGUCUAG